Adineta ricciae is the source of this 1617-nucleotide messenger RNA. The record is from the annotation of a GenBank genome assembly. Lineage: Eukaryota; Metazoa; Rotifera; Eurotatoria; Adinetida; Adinetidae.
AUGCAUUGUCAAGAUUUUCGAUCACCAUAUGGCACAUUAGUUGAUUGUAGUAAUCGAACGCGAAUCAAUUGUUCAGAUGAACAACGCCUGCUCUACUUUCUAAUGAGAAAUUAUUCCAAUAGUGUUCGACCAGUCCACAAUGCUAGUGUACCGGUACCAGUGAAACUUGGCUUAACAUUAACGCAAAUAUUUGAUAUGAUGGAGAAGAAUCAAAUAUUGAUAACAAAUGUAUGGCUUGACCAAGAAUGGCAUGAUGAAUUUCUUCAAUGGAAUCCUGAUGAUUUCAAUGGAAUUCGUCGUCUCAAUCUCCCAUCGAAACUCAUCUGGUUACCAGAUAUCGUUCUCUACAAUAAUGCCGAUGAAUUUUCUAAUAGUAACAUAAUGCAAACGAUGGCAAUGAUUAAUCAUGAUGGAAGCGUCUUUUGGCCGAUCCCAACUCGAUUGAAAAGUACAUGUCAAAUCGAUGUUACGUAUUUCCCAUAUGAUGAACAAGAAUGCAAACUUAAAUUCGGAAGUUGGACGUACAAUGGUUUUCAGGUGUCGAUUGCCGAACGUGACAAUGCAAUUGAAUUGUCAAAUUAUGUUCCGAACGGUGAAUGGGAUCUAUUAGAUACAUCCUAUCAAGUUAAUAUUGUACGAUAUCCAUGUUGUCCUGAACCAUUUCCAGAUAUUACGUUUUACGUUCGAAUACGCCGACGAAUUUUGUAUUAUUUAUAUUCAGUUGUUUUUCCGUGUGUAAUGUUAUCGAUCUUGACUCUAUUGGUGUUUUGUUUACCUCCAGAAUCUGGUGAAAAGAUUGCCUUGGGAAUCACUGUGUUACUUGCAUUUAGUGUUUUUAUGUUAGCUAUCGCUGAAAGUAUGCCUGAAACGAGUGAAUAUAUUCCACUAAUUGGUUUAUAUCUAACGACAGUUAUGUCAAUGACAAGUGUCUCAGUCAUGAUGACUGUACUUGUUCUUAAUUUGCAUUAUCGUGGUCCAAAAAAGAAUGAAAUACCAUUUUGGUUACAACAAUUAUUGGGUUUAUCUUUGGUGAAUAUUUGUCGAACGGUGACGAAAUCCAAACGAUUUAAAUUGCCAUGUCCUGAAAAACAAUCUGUCGAACGGAAGAAAAGUAUCAAUGACAUAGAUAAAAGUCCUCGAUCACAUAGCCGUAUGACUCCUAAUGGACUCAAAAUAACUUGUACUCGCGAAACAAAGCCAAUACCAAGAAUUACCACAGCAGCAACUGAUAUCAAUUCAAUUCAAAUCGAUCUGUUAACUUCUCAGGAACAUGAAACAAAGCAAAAACCUAAACGUCUAUCUCGGUUUCAACAAGCUGAAAACUCCAUCAGGCGUCGUUCAGCAUCUCGUUCAACCUCCGCUGGACCGAUUCAAGAUGAAAUUCAAGAAACCCUACACAGUCUUUUACGUACACAAAAAGAAUUCGAGCGUGAUCAACGAAUCACCAGCGAUUGGCGCGUCAUCGCAACAAAAGUCGAUAAGAUUCUCUUUUAUAUUUUUCUUCUGUUAACAGUCGUAUCAACACUAACGUUACUUGUUGUUGCCCCAUUCAUUCGGUCACGUACACAAUUGAAAACAAAACUAUGGCGAGGAACUCGUCGACCGCAAUCAGACUGA